Molecule: messenger RNA, 6129 nt
Organism: Thalassophryne amazonica
Lineage: Eukaryota; Metazoa; Chordata; Actinopteri; Batrachoidiformes; Batrachoididae
Gene: dtnba
Product: dystrobrevin, beta a
Biological process (GO): synaptic signaling
Cellular component (GO): synapse; plasma membrane
Molecular function (GO): zinc ion binding
Source: RefSeq, a predicted model, not a curated record
CUGAUGAAUAUAUGAGUUAUAUGAAUGGUGUAAAAAAGAGUUGGUUGGGUGUCAGUUUCCACUGAAGAAGAGGAGGGAGGAGGACGGACGAGAGGAGUGACUUUCUUUCAAAAACGAGUGGACUUUUGCAGCCGGUACGGCUGUGAAACAUGGAUCCGUACGGAAAUGAAUAACAGGACGGUCCGUGGAGCCAAAGCGGAGCUUCGAACCACGGCGACGACAAGAUAAGAAGAUGAAGAAAAGCAGGUUGUGUCAGUAAAAGUCGGCGGCGGCGUUGAUGUUGUCGGUGUGCGGUCUCAUUAAGUACCUGCCGACGACCUGCGUGACCCCCUGACAGAGAGAGAUAAUCAGGCAGCGUGGGCCGAGUUUGUGAGAGGAGGAGAGAGUGAAAGGAGGAAUCUUUUUGUCUGGAUGAAGCAUGAAAUCUCCAGGGAGGCGAUUAAAUCCUCUUUGGAAUAUGGUGAUGGAGGAAGGCAGCCACAGAGACAGAUGGAGGGGGGCACCAGUAACAGCCAGAGGAGAGAGGAGACAGAUCCUCCAGGAGCUUGGAGAGCAGGACCUUGAUGCUAUUUGUCUUUCUACAUAUCGGACAGCCUGCAAGCUGAGAUUUAUACAGAAGAGAUGCAACUUGCAUCUGAUAGACAUAUACAAUGUGAUUGAAGCGGUGCGGGAUGCAGGUCUGAACGCUGUGGACCUGAAUGCUGGCAUCUCUGUAACUCGGCUGGAGAACCUGGUGUCUUCACUGUUUAACCAGCUCAGCAAGCGUCUACCCACCACACACAUCAUUGAGCCUCGUGAAAGCACCAACUUGUUGGUUGACUUCAUACUGGCUGCCAUUGAAAGUGAUGCUGACAGCCGUCUGACAGUGCUCUCUGUGAAGGCGAUGCUGUCCACACUGUGUGGAGGAAAGCUCGUCGAUAAACUCCGCUAUGUGUUUUCCCAGGUAUCUGAUUCCAGUGGAGUUCUGGUACUUUCAAAGUUUGACAGUUUUCUGAGGGAAGCUCUCAAACUGCCCACAGCUGUGCAUGAAGGACCGUUUGGCUACACUUGCACCUCGGCACGAUCCUGCUUCCAAAACCAGAAGAGGGUGAUGCUAAACAUGUUCCUGGAUAUUAUAGCUGCCCCCCCUCAGUGUCUCGUCUGGCUGCCUCUGAUGCAUCGCCUGGCCAAUGUGGAACACGUCUGUCAUCCAGUGGCCUGCUCCUACUGUCGUAGCAACGGUAUGUCAGGUUUUCGCUAUCGGUGUCUCCGUUGCCGUGGAUACCAGCUCUGCCAGAACUGCUUCUGGCGUGGGAAUACCAACGGCUCGCAUAGCAACCAGCAUCAGAUGAAGGAGCACUCAUCCUGGAAGUCUCCAGCAGGGAAGCUGGGCCGAGCCCUGGGCAGGACUCUGGGCUGUGUGUCAUCCCGAGAGCCCCCCCACCCCAUUUACCCAGAGGAACCCGAGAGAACCCUGAACCUCGCCAACAUAGUCCCCUCUCAGCCCGUUGGCAGCACCAGUGAGACCAUGUUGCUGUCCUCGUCAGCUCCAGAGUCCCUCCAGAGUUUGGCAGCUGCUCAGCGUAUGAAUGAAGAACACGCUUUGAUCGCUGCUUACGUGAAUCGCCUUCAAAGUAGCCCACGUGCUGUGGACAGUCCCAGCAGACAAGACGAGGAGCACAAACUGAUCGCUCGCUACGCCUCCCGACUAGCUGAGACGGACGGCGCAGAAGACAGUGUGAUACCAACUCGGAGCAUCAACUUUGAUGUGAACAAGCAGAAGAGGGAACUCAUUGCUCAGCUGGAGAGCAAAAACAGAGAAAUCUUGGCAGAGAUCAGGCGUCUUCGCACAGAGCACGACGCGGCGUGCCAGUUCAGCCCAGAAAAAGGCACGUCCAACCCAACUCUGCUGGCUGAACUUCGCCUGCUCAGACAGAGGAAAGAUGAGCUGGAACAGCGGAUGUCAUCUCUACAAGAGAGCCGGAGGGAACUGAUGGUGCAGCUGGAGGGACUGAUGAAGCUCCUCAAGGAUGAAGAGCAGCGACAGGCAGCGCAGGCGGCUGGCUCGUCCCAUGCCUCUCCUUCUCGACCGAGCCCAUCAAACGCUCGCUCUGUGAGUGCUGGUCCUCCACAGGGACACAUGUACUCUGCUCAGGACUCACUUGCCGGGGUGGGCGGCGAUGUACAAGAGGCCUUUGCCCAAGGCUCGAGGAGGAACCUGAGGAAUGACCUUCUGGUUGCAGCUGACUCCAUCACAAACACUGUGUCAUCAUUGGUCAAAGAGCUCCAUUCUGAUGAUGGUCACGAAGAAGAAGAGAGAUUACUGAAUGGGAAGGACAGAGGUUAAAGAAAAUACAGGACAAACAAACAGCUCGCCGAUGUCCGAAGAAGACCAACCUUGCUCAGAUUACACACCCAAAUCUUCUAGUGUUUCUUUUUAUUUUAUUUUAUUGUCACCAAAUGGGAUUAGAGCUCCACUUCCAAUAAACCAAUCAGGAUGCUGGACACCAAAUGCCCACUGGGUCCCUACUGAUGUAUAGCUAUGACUGAGUGUGUCUCAUCACUGUGGUUUUGUGUUGAUGUUUGAUUUAAUCGUACGCAGCUAAACGAAGAAUCGGAAACCUGCUGAUUUGUACUGUAUGCACGCGCUCUGUGUUUCAAAGGGUGAGAAGGUCAAGCAAGUGAACCGGAAGCUGUAAAGAUGGAGGCAGAUGUUUUUAUAGAAUGGGUUAAAGAUAAAAAUGUGAAGUGGAAGUAUAUCGGUGCAGAGGAAGAAGACGAGGGUCGAGAUUGAAAAUGAAAAGAUGUAAGUUGCAGCGUUUAUGUUUCAGCACUGUGUGCUCAGUAUUUAUUGUUUGCUUUGACUUUGCUUUAUUGUUUAUUCCAAAUGUGUGUGUAUGUGUGUGUGUGUGUGUGUGUGGUCAGGCCCUGCUGAGACUAUGAGCUUUAAUUGGACUUUUUAUUGAUGUAACCUGCACAACUCCGCUGACUGAAGCAUCACAGAUGGGAAAACUGGACAGGUGUCAUAAACUUGGAUCAGCUUUAGUACCACGGCUCAGGCUCAGUUUGUCCAGGCCCUCUGUGUGUCCCGGUACUGUGGUGUGUGUGUGUGUGUGUGUGUGUGUGUGUGUGUGUGUGUGUGUGUGUGUGUGUGUGUGUGUGUGUGUGUGUGUGUGUGUGUGUGUGUGUGUGUGUGUGUGUGUGUACAGAUGAAAAUUUGAAACCUUUUGCCUUGGUAAGGCGUUGUAGAAAAGUGGGGGUAGCUCGAAAUUGUUAUUUAAUUUUGCCUUGAAGAUUUAAUGAUAAGAUUUUUUUUUAACAUAAAACAGUUAUGAUGAUUAUUGUAAAUGUACCGUUUUGGAAAAUGGUUCUAAAUUUAGAGAUAUGACUGAGCUUCAGUGGCUGGCGGUACAGAAGGUAAAAGCCAAUCAAAGAUUUGUUACAAUCAGGAAAUUUUAACAGAAACUAAUGUUGAUAAAAAGAAUAUUUUCAGUAGUACAGGUAGAUUUUUAAGCUGACGAUUGAUUAUUUCUUGCCACAGUGCUCCUUGGGAGUUUUACUUGAUGACUUUCAUAAAUUUUGUAUGUAUAUAACUUCAUGUCUGUGCUUCAUAAACUGUAAAUCAAACUCACAGUCUGUACAUUAAAAAUGAUUAAUACUCAACAAGAUUUUGAUUUUAACCAAUACGCUCAUACCUCCAAGAGAAUCUGAGCUUCCUGUAGCAUUUAUUGGAUUGUAGAACUUUUCUUUGGGUGUUGCUCACAGAUUUUGACACUGAGGACUCCCAAACCAGCACCGACUGAUAUCUGUAGGUAACGUAUUCGAAAUACCAUCAAAAUACCUUCUUUAGCUUGUGUCCAUCCAUGCCGAACUUCAGUAUAAUGAACUGUAGUUGUUUUGUGUGUUUGUUUUUUCAAUCAGCAAAUGUGCUUUUUUUUCCCAGCAUUUCUUAGCAGUUUGAUUUUUGUGCUCAUAUGAAGUUCUGUUUCUUUUUGACCAGUUUUAAAUAGGGAUGCACCAGGGCCACUAAUGGUCUCUGAGCAGUACUAUCACCAGUACUAGUGACAACAGUACAAACAAUGUCAGCACACACAUGUUCGCACAGCAGUGGCAAAGCUGUGAACGAUUCCGGUGAGCGACACAGAGUAAAAAUUUGCAUAAAACCACUGCUGAUACCCAAAUGUGUAGAUGUCAGUGUGAGAAAAGCGCUUUGUAAAGUUUACGUAAGCGUUAUCAGCACCAUUUGUCAGGAAGUCAUUUUGAAACAUUGCAAGUCCAAAACAGAUCACAUGCGUGACAAACAAGGAAAAGGGUGGACUGAUGGGGCAGUUUGUUCGCUUGCAUGCCAAGGCUGCUAGUGUUUAGCAGCUGGAGUUUAGAGAGACUGUUAGGGCGCGUCCGAGCCCACUUUUGUAAUUACACGAGGCAUCACCUAAAUGCAAAGUAAGGCCUAGGGAAUAAAGAGGUGUAUUUAGUCAUUUAAUCACCGGUGUGUUUUUGGAGUAACAUCAGUGUUUCCCCUAUAACAGUACUGGUCUGGCAGCCUGCCAGGCCCGUGACAACCCCUACACAAGGGGUGCUUGAAUCAGCAGAGCACAUUGUUUUCAGCUGGUGGUUUUUCUUUUUUGCAUGCCCCUUUUGCGUUUUUCCACUCAAUGCACCUCGCAAUUUGAGUUUUUUUUUUUUUUUUUUUUUAGUACCACCCGGCGUGAAAAAAAUUCUAGAGGAAACACUGCGCCUGAAUUAAAGUAAUUACGAUGUCAUCUCUAAUUCCCUUUAAGAUCUUGUGCUGUGGAACCUGGCGCCUUGUAAUUUAGAUAGCAUCCUCCUCACAAGUAAUUUUUUUUUUUUCUGGGGCAAAAUUGCGGACAAAGCACCAAAGUGGGUGAACGUGUUAUUUACAGGGGCAGCCACCAAAACUCCCUGAGAUGAAGCAACAAGUUUUGUAUUUUUCCAUUACUUUGAAUAAAUUUCUCAUUUUUGUUUUAAUUUAGUUUUGUUGUACACUGGUGUACUCGUGUGCAUCCCUGUGUGUGCAAGCAGAGGAUGUGAACCUGCCUGUGUAAAGUGUGUCUGAAUAUUGUGCCAUAUAAACAGCAAAGUAACUCUGCUUUGGCUUGAAAACAUCAGAGAGAAAAUGUUGGACUGGUGCAUCCCUACUUUCAGCAUGAAGCGUUUGUUUUUUUUUGGACUGACAUAAUUACAUUUUCAUUACACUGAAUGAUUUUAACUGAUUUAUGGAAUAAAGCAGUGAGCUCAAGAGGGCGCGAGAAAUCAGUCAUGAGAAGAAGUUGUAAACUGUAAGCACGCCGACUGCAAAUGAAACGUGUGACUCUAUUUCAUCUGCAAUAAAUAUUUAAUGUCGACCUCAGUGCCUCCCUGACUGCGGGUCACAGCACAAAUUAACACUGAGGGCGCAAACGUCCGGGCGGCCAUGUAACAAUAGUAAUAAUUCCUUAUUUUGUAAUAACCAUGUGGAAUGCCGUCUGUUACCUCAUCGCUGACAGUCUGCUUUCCACAACAGCUACAAUAAACACGUCAGAUGAGACGUAAAAUACAUUCUGCUCUGUUGAUACGAACUGACAGAGUUGUAAAAUUCCUUCGUCUCUCUGCCUGAGUGACAGGUUUAAAACAUCACUAACCAGCUGACCUAAAAGAUUAAAAUCCGAGUAUUUUAGGAAUGCAGCAGCAAUAUACAACUGUAGCCUGAUGCAAACAUGAGAAAUGUUCAUCUUCCUGUGACACACUGUUGGGGUCCUAACCCAGUUUCCAUAAAUAUCAACAUGUGGACUCCUACAAAAAAGUUAAAGGGCCACUCCUGAUUUAGUGUCCUCAUUUAUAUGGAUGAGCGGUUCUCACUUUUCCCAUGAGAUUCCCUUAGGUGUGUGUGUGUGUGUGUGUGUGUGUGUACAUGCGCGGGGCGGAGUAUAUAAGUACGUGGGGCUGUAAACAAUGAACUGAAUGAAGCUCAUUGAGGUUGUCGGUGGUUUGCGACCUUGCUGAUCAUAAAUAAGUCGCACACAAACACAACACCCAGCUCGAUUAUAACCCGCUAUUAGACGACUCCGUAGAUUAUUACCCUCUCAGAGGUCAAACUGAGUUUAACCUUUCUUCUAGAGCUCUAAGUAGCAAAAUAAAAACCCACACAGC